Penicillium waksmanii is the source of this 312-nucleotide messenger RNA. RefSeq lists its product as uncharacterized. The record is from RefSeq and is a predicted model, not a curated record. Bases 1 to 312 code for a protein of 103 amino acids. Lineage: Eukaryota; Fungi; Ascomycota; Eurotiomycetes; Eurotiales; Aspergillaceae. The transcript is spliced from 2 exons.
AUGUUUGUACUGGUCUCAGGGACAUGGGAGAAGGGGAAACGGAGUGUGGUUGUUUUCGACAUAGUGUCGUGUGGCGUGUUUGAUGGUGUCGUUAGUGUGAAGGGAUUGUUGAUUGCCACGGUUCUCGUCCCUCGCUCGUCUCAACUCAGAGCUGAUGACUUUGUCCUGAGGUUUGCUGCUGCUGCAAAUGUUGAAUUGACCUCUGCUGCCCUGGGCGAUAGAAGGUUUUCCAAGGCCCCCGACUCACCGGCGUCACGCUCUGAAGGCUUCUGGGUUCAACGGCCGUGGCUCGUGUUUAAAUUGAUCUCCUAA